UGGACCGUUUUUCCUCAGUGAUAGCUUUGUUUAAUUUUGCUCAAAAUGAACAGAAAAACUUUCUGAGCGUGCGUUCACAAGAAGCGCUAUUGUAAGCGAACAAAAUGGAACAAUUGUGAAAAACAGUUUAUGAAAUUAUGGAGUUUUGUCCGGAAAUUUUAAAAUUCAGUUUAAUGUUAAAUUUAUUUAUGCAGAGACUUAAAAUAAAUGUGUUUAUUCAACAAUUUAUAUCUUAUAGCGGACUACUUUCAAUGAAGUGAUUUCUUUCAGUGAAGUAUUUGCAAUUUUCAUAUAAUUGAAAAGUAUUAAUCUGGUUAAAUGCCAUGAAGUUUCUCGGACUGGCCUUUCUGGUAGCCGCUUAUCACUUCGUGCAGUCUACCAUCGAUGACAAUCCAUAUGAAGAAAUUCUGCCAAUCACGUACUUAUACAAGUCAAAUGCUAAACCAAUCAUGUGUAUAAAGUCGUGCAGAGGAAUGCCCGAUGGUGAUUACCAUUCAUGCAAAGGCUGUUUUUAUUUCGCCACGUGUACCAAUGGAUAUCUUGUGGAUGCACGGAAAUGUGCGUGGUUUGGCGGACUGCUGUGGGACGAUAUCGUAAAACGUUGUGAAUGGUCGUCGUCAACCUGCAGUCGUGUCGUAUAUAAACCUCCUAACUAUGCAACUUGUGUCAAGGAUUGUUUCCGCAUGCCGAAUGGUGAUUACCAAUCCUGUCACGGAUGUCGCGUCUUUGUAACCUGUUCCAACGGUCUAACAUACGACAAACGUCCAUGUCCGUGGUUUCUGCUGUGGGACGAUUUAAGUAAGAGGUGUUUAUGGAGGUCACGCACGUGCAUUGAACCGCUUUUGUUGUAAUCAUGUUCAUUCCUUAAUAAACUUGAAAGUAUUUUAUUAUAUGAAAAUUCAGUAUGUAGUCAUAUUUCUCAAGAAAUUAUUAUAAUAGACGUAAUCUUACCGUGCUGGUGCCAUUAGAUGACACCUCCCGACUUUUAAGGUAUGAACUGAACUCGGAGAAUAUUCUGUUUUUUAUUGUUUCCUUGAAUAUAUUUUGUUAGUCUCUAUCGUGAAGUCGUAGGAGAAACACAGAAUUGCUGUUAAACAUCUUGUGUGACCAAACUCUGUCUGCGCAUCACACAUCUCACACUUCCAUCCGCCGAAAGGAUUCUUUUUUUCAUGCGAGUCGUUCACACAUCAAGUUUUAGGCGAAAUUGUCUUUCUCUUAAAAAAUCGAUAAAAUGUGGGUGCUGUGAAUGUGACCACUUGUACAAACUUUCAGUUAAUGUAAAAUGGGCAGUGCCAAUCUUGAUCUCAUGGGCAUGACUUGAACAAACGAAGACAAACUGGACAAUGCUACAGACCAAGCAUCUAAGUUCUGGGCCUUGCGGCUUUAGAGAAAAUUUUAAAAGUUGUUCUCAUAUAAGUCUACGUAAAACAAGAGAACCCUGUUGGAGGGCAAGUUCUUAGGCAGCCAUAUCUUGAUAGUUGUAAGUCACAUUGAGUUGAUAUUUGGUAUGACUGCACAACUGACUCAUAGUUGUAACACUGCAAUUGUCUUGAAAAUCAAUUAGCAUCACCAGAGUUAUUACCCCUGAUUUCGUUAACUGCAUACAUACGAGUCGUAGUUUCCGCUGGGAAUACGAAUACGCUUAAAAUGGGUUACGCGACUUCUGGUGCUGGUGUUACACAUCAAGAUAUAUAAUAUAGAGGUAGUUGUUUUUAUGUUUGUUAAUAAUGACACAUAUAUACGACUGUUUCAGGAAAAAUGCAAAAUGCUAUUCGAAACAAAACGAAUAAAGGUCAUAUGUGUGAGAUAUCUGCUUUGUAAUUUAAGAAUCAACUCUAUUAUCACUGCUGACACAAACUGUCAAAAAAUGUGGAAUCAUGAAAAAUCCCAGAGCCUAUUUUCUGGAAAUGUGACGCUUUGAUUGUGACGUUUUAACAUUGAUUUGUGUAUAUUUAUUUUUGGGCAAGAAAACUCGUUUGUAGCCAGUGUUCUUUAAUAGCAGUUUACGGCCAAAACUAGACUGAAAAUGUAACCAGAGAUUCGGUACCAGUAGUAACCUGUUUUCCGUAAGUGUCAACUUCUCUACAUGAAUCAGAGGUGGGGAAUAAAUGAUUUUAGACACGAUGUCUUUUAUCAUAGUGAAGAUCUUACGCCUCGCCCGAGCAUUGAUCUUACGACCAUGCAAUACGAAGAUCUGCACUCUCCCUAUUAUUGCUGUUGUGUAUAUACGUGACCUCUGUAGAAACAGUUCAUCCGGAAGACCUCUUGAUUCUUGCAACAACAAUUCUUCACUAGUAAAACUCCAUAACCAUGAAGCAGGGUGGUUUAGCUACUCGGACUAUUUUUGAUCUGAGAUCAGCGUCCCCCGAGCGAAAGACUUCGAUCCGUUGAUUUUUAUCAGAACAUUUUAGACAAUAUCUAUAUUUUAGAUAUUAUAUGUACAUUUUAAAUGUUUGUAGUCACAAAUUAUUGUGUAUGAAGUUAAAUUCUUUUAAGAAUACACAUCCAAUCCGGCCCUGUAAAAUAAAUCAUCAAUGAAUAAAUAAUUUUGCAAGUCACUAAAGCCAUCAAAUGAGCAAAUUGAAUACUAGCUAAUUAAACUAGGGAAUAGGCUAGUGUGUGUUUUUAAAACUGUCGAUAAACAAAGAAUAUUUCAGGAUUACUGAUUUCAAUGCAAGUUAUCAGAAUUUCAGGGGUCAUAAUGUAAACAUUUGUAAAACAUAAUGUAAUGGUGAUUUGCAGUGAUAAAUCAUGAGUUUUAUGAAGAAAUUAAAGUAGUUCGUAGUUUUGCAAAUAAAUCUUAAUAACUAAUGUGUCA
Mercenaria mercenaria is the source of this 2818-nucleotide messenger RNA. RefSeq lists its product as uncharacterized. Gene Ontology annotation, molecular function: chitin binding. The record is from RefSeq and is a predicted model, not a curated record. The transcript has 5 exons. Gene Ontology annotation, cellular component: extracellular region. The coding region runs from base 324 to 851 and encodes 175 amino acids. NCBI's taxonomy places the organism in Eukaryota, Metazoa, Mollusca, Bivalvia, Venerida, Veneridae.